This is a messenger RNA of Racocetra persica, 139 nucleotides long. Lineage: Eukaryota; Fungi; Glomeromycota; Glomeromycetes; Diversisporales; Gigasporaceae. The record is from the annotation of a GenBank genome assembly.
AUGCGUCAUCCUAAUAAAUUGUGUAAACUAAAACUUAAGGACAUUAAAUUUGUAGAUAAAUUAUGUUGGAUACGCAUAAACUCCUCCAAAACUGAUCGAUUUGCAAAUGAAAAGUUUAUUCCUAUAGAAUAUAUAAAUA